CCGCCUCCGCCGGUCGUUGGGGUACGCGCGCGCCGCUGCGGCUUUUUCUCGGGCCUCUCCGGCGCGCCUCUGCUCGUCCCAGCGCUAGCGGACGCACGGCUCCUUUCCGCCAGUUUCUCGAAGGCCAGGCUCCCGCCAGCCGAGGACGCGGUGGGCAACGCCUCCGAUUGAAAUUGUGAAAGAUAUUUGUGUUCUUCUUAAGAGAAGAGGAAAUCUGUGUACUUUAUUGUCGGCUUCCAAAGAUUACUAACUUUUAUCUGUAUCAUUAAAAUUGAACUGCCUUGGCUAUACUACUACUCUUGCUGCUGCUUCCAUUAUUGCCUUCUUCAGCACAAUAAGGCUUUUCAAAGCCAAAGAAUAACAAGAAAUAAACAGCAUUUUAGAAGCCUUGCCACUAUGAAACUUAAGCUAAAUGUGCCCACCAUUAUUUUGCUGCCUGUCCACUUGUUAAUAACAAUAUACAGUGCCCUUAUAUUUAUUCCAUGGUAUUUUCUUACCAAUGCCAAGAAGAAAAACGCUAUGGCAAAGAGAAUAAAAGCUAAACCCACUUCAGACAAACCUGGAAGUCCAUAUCGCUCUGUCACGCACUUCGACUCACUAGCUGUCAUAGACAUCCCCGGAGCAGACACUCUCGAUAAGCUAUUUGAUCAUGCCGUAUCCACGUUUGGGAAGAAGGACAGCCUUGGGACCAGGGAGAUCCUAAGUGAAGAAAAUGAAAUGCAGCCAAAUGGAAAGGUUUUUAAGAAGUUAAUUCUUGGGAAUUAUAAAUGGAUGAACUACCUUGAAGUGAACCUCCGAGUGAAUAACUUUGGUAGUGGACUCACUGCAUUGGGAUUAAAACCAAAGAACACUAUUGCCAUUUUCUGUGAGACCAGGGCCGAAUGGAUGAUCGCAGCACAGACCUGCUUUAAGUACAACUUUCCUCUUGUGACUUUAUAUGCCACACUUGGCAGGGAAGCUGUAGUUCAUGGGUUAAAUGAGUCUGAGGCUGCCUAUCUGAUUACUAGUGUUGAACUUCUGGAAAGUAAACUUAAGACUGCGUUGUUAGAUAUCAGUUGUGUUAAACAUAUCAUUUAUGUGGACAAUAAGGCUAUCAAUAAAACAGAAUACCCUGAAGGAUUUGAGAUUCACAGCAUGCAAUCAGUAGAAGAGUUGGGAUCCAAGCCAGAAAACUUAAGCAUUCCUCCAAAUAGACCAGCUCCUUCGGACAUGGCUAUCGUCAUGUAUACCAGUGGUUCUACUGGCCGACCUAAGGGAGUGAUGAUGCAUCAUAGCAAUUUGAUAGCUGGAAUGGCAGGCCAGUGUGAGAGAAUUCCUGGUCUGGGACCAAAGGACACGUAUAUUGGCUACCUGCCUUUGGCUCAUGUCCUAGAAUUGACAGCAGAGAUAUCAUGCUUUACCUAUGGCUGUAGAAUCGGAUAUUCUUCUCCACUUACCCUUUCUGACCAGUCCAGCAAAAUUAAAAAAGGAAGUAAAGGAGACUGUAGUGUACUGAAGCCUACGCUCAUGGCAGCUGUUCCGGAAAUCAUGGAUCGAAUUUAUAAGAAUGUUAUGAGCAAAGUCCAAGAGAUGAAUUAUAUUCAGAAAACUCUAUUCAAGAUAGGGUAUGAUUACAAAUUGGAACAGAUCAAAAAGGGAUAUGAUGCCCCGCUUUGCAAUCUGAUACUAUUUAAAAAGGUGAAAGCUCUGCUAGGAGGGAAUGUCCGUAUGAUGCUUUCUGGUGGAGCACCGUUGUCACCUCAGACACACCGAUUCAUGAAUGUCUGCUUCUGUUGCCCAGUUGGUCAGGGUUAUGGAUUGACAGAAUCGUGUGGUGCUGGGACAGUUACUGAAGUUACUGACUAUACUACUGGCAGAGUUGGAGCCCCUCUCAUUUGCUGUGAAAUUAAGCUAAAAGACUGGCAGGAAGGCGGUUAUACAAUUCAUGACAAACCAAACCCCAGAGGUGAAAUCGUUAUUGGUGGACAGAAUAUCUCCAUGGGAUAUUUUAAAAAUGAAGAGAAAACGGCAGAGGAUUAUUCUGUGGAUGAAAAUGGCCAAAGGUGGUUUUGUACUGGUGAUAUUGGAGAAUUCCAUCCUGAUGGGUGUUUACAGAUUAUUGAUCGUAAGAAAGAUCUGGUAAAGUUACAAGCAGGAGAGUAUGUAUCUCUUGGGAAAGUGGAAGCUGCAUUGAAGAACUGUCCACUUAUUGACAACAUCUGUGCUUUUGCCAAAAGUGAUCAGUCCUAUGUGAUUAGUUUUGUGGUUCCUAAUCAGAAAAGGUUGACACUUUUGGCACAACAGAAAGGAGUGGAGGGAACUUGGGUUGAUAUCUGCAAUAACCCUGCCAUGGAAGCUGAAAUACUGAAAGAAAUUAGAGAAGCUGCAAAUGCCAUGAAGUUGGAGCAUUUUGAAAUUCCAAUCAAGGUUCGCUUAAGCCCGGAGCCAUGGACCCCUGAAACUGGUUUAGUCACUGAUGCUUUCAAACUGAAAAGGAAGGAACUGAAGAACCAUUACCUCAAAGAUAUCGAGCGAAUGUAUGGGGGCAAAUAAAAUGCUGCUCUCUUUACAAUUGUGCAGGAGUGGCCUGGUGGUUUUUCAGUUCUAGAGUUUUAAGCUUUGUUGGAAUGUAAAGUAUAUCAUUCUAAAGACAUGAUGUAAUAAAAAAACACCAAAAGUGAUUAAAAUAAUUGUUGAGUCAACUUUAACUUAGUUUUGCAUAGUUCUAGUGAAGCUGAAAUUGAAAAAUUGUUUCCCUUUAGCUGUGUUAUUAAUUUUAGAGUAAAAAUUCUGUUUUUAAAAAUUAGCCUAAGACACUUGUUUUUAUGAGAAAACUAUUUAAUGUUGAACAAAAUAAAUUGGAGUUGGAGUAGAAUGUAGUUUGAGGAAAUUUGCAGCUUCCAAUGUUUAUUGUCUUCCUAGUUCAGGAGAAGCUUAAAAAUAUUAAGCAUGACAAAAAAAUAUGUAUUAACACUACUCAAAGCAGAAGUGCUACAGGCCUUUUAAAUUCUCUUCCAACCAUUUAUCCUGAAUGGGAAAUUCAGUCAUAAUAUAACAUCGAAAAUCAACACCUUGGAAACCAUUUUAGGAUUUAUAAUUGUUGCAUAGGUUAGACAUAGAAUUAUUGUAUAUUGUGAAUAAUUACAGUGCCUGAAGAAUAAAACAACAUAAACACACCAAAAAUACCUAGUAAUGUAUUUAAAAGGAAAUUGAACUGUUUUUUUUUGAAACUUGGAGGUCUAAAAUCAGUAACUGUAAUUAUUUGAAUGACUUAAGAGUACUUAAGUAUAUUUGAAAAAAUGUUGAAAAUCGCCUUUCUUUGUUUGUUCAAAAUAGAAGACUGAGACCAAGAGUAAAAUGAUAGGUAGUUAAUCAAAUUUUAAUAGGAAGCAUUUUGUCUGUUAGAAAAGAUGAAAUUAUAAGUGCUUACAGUUAUGACUCUUGCAUAGCACUGAACCUGAGAAAGGAUUUAGACUCUGAAUUUAUCUUUGAUAACAGGGACUUAUUUUAAAAUGUGUUCAUAUUAAAUUACACUUGUAGUAUAAGGUCUGUUUGCAGUUCUCACUGGAUUCUUGAGCAAUAGUUUGUACUUCAGAAAGCCUUUCAUUUUGCUUUAAUUUUAUCAAAGCGGGUUAUGACUUCCCCAAUAUCUUAUUUGAAUCUAUGAAUAAUUAAUUAACUUGCAUAAGUUUGGGGAUGUUAAAGGGAAGAACACACUGUUACCACUUUUUUCCUGUUUGUGAAAAGAGUUUAGAAACUGGAAAAUGCUGGAUUCGGGAGAAGGGAAGUUACUCAGUAAGGGACUGAUAUUUAUACAGUAACUAGGCGUGUGGGCUUCUUUUUGAAUUUUAAUUAAAAUCAGGGAUUAUAUACCCCUGAUAGAUAUUCACACUUGAACCAUAGUUACUGUAAACAGCAAAAAUUCCUAAUACUGUUACUCUUUGCACUUUUUUCUUAAUCAUUUUAUAUAUAUACAUACAUACUUAGAUGUGUAUAUAUAUAUAUAUGUUGCUUAUAUUGCUUUGUACAGAUGUGGGCCACCACUGCAACAAAAUACAUUCUUUUUGCUCUAAAAUAUUUAUAAGGAAAAUAUUUAAAUGUUAUGUAUAUGGUGGUAAAAAGGAAAAAAUCAUCUGGUGUUAUAAGCAAGAAUGAAGGUUUUUGUAAAGAUUUCUGUUCAGUGUUCUGCAUUGUAAAAUUUGAGGCAAGUUCUCCCUGUAGUUAUGUAUAUGUGAGUAUUCUCAUUCUUCCCAACUUGCCUUUGAGGAGUGACGAACCAUCAUUAUCGAGUAGACUACUACUCAGCUUCUACUGUUCCUGGCCCACUGUUGGUCCUUUAAAGAUGGUUUCCUUAGACUUUUUCAAUAUGUGACUUUCCCCCCCCAUUUGGAAUGGUGAUUUUAAAUGUGCAAGUGCAUGCAUAUUCAGAUAUUUGCACCCCCACCCACUUCCAUCUCCCGAAAGCUAGAACACUGCCAACUAAUCUGUUGUAUAGGUCCUUUAGAGACACGUAAUUAACACUUAAGGUCGGGUGCUGCUAAUUCUUUGCGAAAAUCCAAAUAUUGUUAAGGGACCAGGGAGAUGCCACUACCCCCUGAUUUUUCAUUAGGAAAUAUACAUAUUUAUGUAAACAGAUCUUUCCAUAUUCAUAGUGACUUUUCAAGUACUUGAGUCUAAAGAUUUUGAUCCUACAUUUCUAUACGUGUUUAAAUCAUUCACUGUUCCUACAUGUCAGCCAUUCAAAUAAAGUGUACUUUAAAAAUUUACUACAGUUAUGUGCAUUUCUAAGUCAAACACUUGUGAACUUUGCUGUAAUUUCUUGAAAGUAUCUUGCCUCCUUGAUAUUUGUAUUGAUUCUUUUUUUUUCUAGAGUGGAGAUAUAAUUGUAUGGUUUUUCAGAACUGAGAUACGGGUGAAUGAUUUUAAAAGUCAGAAGUUAAGGAAAGUAAUGUUUCUUUGGUCAUAAAGGCUGAUUAAAAAUCCUCAUCUAUAUUUUCUUGAUAGCAUAGGACAAAUGUUUCUGAGGUAAGAUGAAAACAGGUUAAAGAUUGUGUGGUAUUUGGGAUUUGGAGAGAAAUAUUUUAAUUUUCAAAUGUAGUUACAAAUUAGAAUGAAUUCAUAUUUGUACUUUCUGUUUAAAUGCACGAUUGCAGGAUUGUUACUUAGAUUUUUGUGUUUAUUCUUGAUGAAAAGCUCUGUUCUUGUUUUUAAGUUUGUACUCCAAUCUCAAGAAAUAAAUCCACCCAUGUUAUCAAGCUAA
Messenger RNA from Miniopterus natalensis, 5239 nucleotides. Lineage: Eukaryota; Metazoa; Chordata; Mammalia; Chiroptera; Miniopteridae. The record is from RefSeq and is a predicted model, not a curated record.